AUGGACAGAGCCAAAGAAGCUAUUGUUGCGUCAUUUAACAACAAGAAAGAAAAAUACCGUAGCAUUUUUGAAUUCAUUGACAAAAGAUGGAAUGUUCAACUCCAUCGACCUUUGUACGCAGCCGGAUAUUUCUUGAAUCCAGAGUAUUUUUACUCAAACCUUAACAUAGAAAAUGAUACAAAAGUGAUGGAGGAUUUGUACAAGUGCAUAUCUAGAUUGUUGAGAGCUGAUUGGUGGUCUUCUUAUGGUGCAUCAACACCUGAAUUAAAAACAUUUACAAUGAAGAUUUUGAUACUCGCAUGCUCUUCUUCAAGUUGUGAACAUAAUUGGAGUGUUUUUGAACAUAUACAUUCUAAGAAAAGAAAUAGAUUAUCUCAACAACGAUUGAAUGAUUUGUUGUUGGGAAAAUUGGAUGACAGUAAUAUAGACAAUGAUAAUGAUUUUGCCUAUGAAGGUGAAGAUUUGCGUUGGAGUGAUGUAGCACGAGCAUCUGGGGUUGGUGAAAGUGCAUAUGACUUUCGAUUUCAAAAUGCAUCUUCUUCAAAAGGGGCAUCAUCAUCUGCAUCAGCAAAAAGAAAGCAAUUUUCAGCUCAAACUAGUCUUGUAAAUGAAGAAGAGAUUAACCUUGACGAUGAAACUGAUGAAGAUACUGAUGGAUACAAAUCAAGCGAUUGA
Zingiber officinale is the source of this 675-nucleotide messenger RNA. RefSeq lists its product as uncharacterized. The record is from RefSeq and is a predicted model, not a curated record. Gene Ontology annotation, molecular function: protein dimerization activity. The transcript is spliced from 4 exons. NCBI's taxonomy places the organism in Eukaryota, Viridiplantae, Streptophyta, Magnoliopsida, Zingiberales, Zingiberaceae. The coding region runs from base 1 to 675 and encodes 224 amino acids.